AUGACAGCGGUCAGUUCCUUCCAAACACUACGCUACUACUAUAGUGGUAAAAACGUUGCAAACAAACACAACACAGACCUGCAAAUCCAGCGUCUCAAAAUGUUGGCACUGAUUAACCGCCUCCUGGACUGGUUUAAGUCUCUCUUCUGGAAGGAAGAGAUGGAGUUAACCCUAGUCGGGCUGCAGUAUUCGGGGAAGACGACGUUUGUGAACGUAAUCGCGUCGGGCCAGUUUAAUGAAGACAUGAUUCCAACAGUGGGGUUCAACAUGAGGAAGGUCACAAAAGGCAAUGUCACCAUCAAGAUCUGGGAUAUAGGAGGUCAGCCAAGGUUCAGGAGCAUGUGGGAGCGAUACUGUCGAGGAGUGAAUGCAAUAGUGUACAUGGUGGACGCAGCAGACCGGGAGAAGGUUGAAGCUUCCAGAAAUGAGUUACACAAUCUCUUAGACAAGCCACAGUUACAAGGAAUUCCUAUUUUGGUGCUUGGAAAUAAGAGAGACCUACCCGAUGCAUUGGAUGAGAAACAACUAAUUGAAAAAAUGAACUUGGCUGCUAUUCAGGACAGGGAGAUCUGCUGCUACUCUGUUUCCUGCAAAGAGAAAGAUAACAUUGACAUUACACUUCAAUGGCUAAUCCAGCACUCAAAAUCAAGAAGAAGCUGAAAUUGUCAAUGGGCCCACAUCUACCUGCAGCCAUGUUACUGUCACACAACAUCCUGCUCACUUUGUGAAACUGUACAGUUCUCAUCCUGCUCCCAUCACACUACCCUGCUUGUCUGGCCCCAUAAUUCUUCUCAAACUCCUCCUCCUGACUGCAUCAAUCUUCUCAAAGAUACAUCAGUCGCUAAAAGAUGCAAGCUUGCAGAAUGAGUUCCUCCACCUCUUACAGUGUGCUGUCAAAUAAACACAAUGUAUUCAAUCCCAGCCAAUCCAGGAGUUUCCACUGGACCCAUAUGUGUGUUCCUGAACAAAUCUAUUUAAAAACUGUGGAGAAUCAAAUCUUUAAUAUUAUAUUCUGCCUUUUUCUUCAGUCUGUUAGUUUAUGCUUAAAUUAGCUUGUGAUAUCAUUUAGACUGUUGCUUUUAUUUUUCUUCCAUUUCUCUUAUCCCCCACCCCCCAAAUUGUGUCUCUUGUGAUAUCUGUAAUGUAUACAUUUGCAGAGCAAUUAAAGGGAUAGUUCACUCUAAAGUGAAUAUUCUGUCAUCAUUUAUUCAUUCUCAUGUUGUUUCAAACCAAUCUUGACUCUUGUGGAACACAAAAGAAGAUGUUUAAGAAUGUUAGAGACCGAUAGUCACCAAUUUAAUUUCAUUGCAUCUUUUUUUCCGUACAAUGAAUGUGAAUGGUGAAUGAGGCUGUUAGUCCUUCAAAACUAGUCCUCCAGGUUUGGAACACCAGUAAAUGAUGACAGAAUUUUCAUUUUCAGGUAAACCAUCCCCAUAAGUAAAUGAACAGCUCAGCAUAAAUGUACAAAUAAUGAUUCAGUAAGAUUAUACAAAGGUUGAGUGUAAGUGUAUUUGAGGAUGAAUGUAUUGCAGGUAAAGAUGUAGUUUUCAUUUAGCUCAAAGAUGUAUUUGAAUCCUGUUCGAGAGUUGAGAGAGAGAAUAGGUGAAGUUAAAAGUGCCUUGUGCAGUGUAUCUGUCCCUCAAGCUAAAUAGUAUACCGGGUGUGCCUGACGGGAACUAGAUCGAAUGAAAAUGGCUUUCUUUGAACUGCAAAAACUGAAGGCAUGCUUUUUAAGGUAGAUUAUUGUUCUGUUGUCAUCUACAAAAUAUUUGUGAAAAGAGGCAAAUGUUGCAAACCCCACUAUUAUCAAUGUACUUCUGUAAAUAUGAUGAACCAAUAAAUAGAUUGUCAACAUGUA
Xyrauchen texanus (razorback sucker) is the source of this 1858-nucleotide messenger RNA. Its product is annotated as ADP-ribosylation factor-like protein 8B-A. NCBI's taxonomy places the organism in Eukaryota, Metazoa, Chordata, Actinopteri, Cypriniformes, Catostomidae. The coding region runs from base 1 to 660 and encodes 219 amino acids. Gene Ontology annotation, molecular function: GTPase activity; GTP binding. The record is from RefSeq and is a predicted model, not a curated record. Gene Ontology annotation, cellular component: lysosomal membrane. The transcript is spliced from 7 exons. Gene Ontology annotation, biological process: anterograde axonal transport; protein transport.